CCAACCAGGAAGCUGCUUGCUAUGUCGCUAUGGAAACAAGUGUUUGCAAUACGGUUGGAGCUUGAUCUGUAUUGCGUUUCCUGAUAUCUGCAAACUUCAUGUAAACAAUGCCUCCUAAAAAGAAGGGCUCGGGUAAACGGUCAGCCAAGGUGAAGUCUGCUGCACUCAUAGAUGGCCUCACCAAGGAGGAGCUGUCCAAGGAACAGAUGAUAGAGCACAUCAUCGUUCUGCGAGAAGAGCUGGACAGAGAGCGGGAAGAGAGGAACUACUUCCAGCUAGAGCGGGAUAAGAUCCAUUCCUUUUGGGAUGUGACAAAGAAGCACCUGGAAGAGGCCGCUGCUCAACUCAGAAACAUAGAAAAGAAGAUAGAGGAGGAUGAGGGGCGCCACCUGGUAGAAAUCAAGGUGUAUAAGCAGAAGAUGAAGCACCUGCUGUGUGAGCACCACAACACAACCUCUGAGCUGAAAGCAGACAGUCUAACAUCCACUGAGGCAAUGCAAAAAGAACAGGCCCGACUGGAGAGUGAGCUUCACAGGAAGAUGGCGGCAAUCAGGUUGGACAUACAUGAGCUUGGCAUUGAAUACCUCGUUGACGACCUGGAGCAGGGACACAAUGAAGAAGUGGCUAAAACAAAACAAAGCUUGGAGAAUCAACAGGCAGAAACGGAGGCCCAGUACAAGGAAAAGCUGGAGCUGUUGCAACAGGAGAUGGACAUCAUGAGGAAAAAGGAAGUGAGCGAGCGAGAGGAUCAAUGGAACAGUCACAUCACCGCUGUGACCAGAGACCAUGGCAAAAUAUUUGACGACGCGCUCGUGCUCCUCAAUAGAAACGUGGAGCAAGAUUUGGAUCUCACUGAGUCACUGAAGAAACAAAUAGAAGAAAUGAAGACAAAACAAAAGGAAAAGGAAAAGAACCUGGCCAGGGUUCUACCAGAAAACAAGCACCUCACUAAGUUUCUAUCGGAGGCCAAGGAGAAAAUUGCUGAGGCUCAACGAAAAAUGAAGAACCCUAUCAGGAAAGAGGACCCCAUUGAAAAGAGGAAAGAAAAAGAACUGCAUGAUCAGAAACAGAAAUUAGAGCAACUGCAGCAGAAGUUUAGCAAGCUUCAGCAAGAGCGAGACGAGCUCCACAAGACCCUCAAUCAGAGUGUAGAAAGGUUUCAACAGCAAGAGGAUGAGAAGAAUAUGAAGCUGGAGCAGAAAGUGAAGGCCCUGACGGAGAGCUUAGAGGCGACAGAAGUGAAGAUCUCUUCUGUGAUCUUGGUCUCCAACGUGGACCAAACCGUGCUGAGUGGGGCCACAAACAGAGUGAAGGCUGAGAUUCAUUCCAGCAAUAAGUUCAUUAGGGAUUUACAGUAUAAAAUAACUCAGAUUUCCAAGGCUCGUUGGGAUUUACUGCUGAACUUGGAGACAAAGCGAAUAGCUCUCGGUGUUCCUGUGGGGCAACUUUGUGUAACGUAUUCUUGAUUUCGCAAUCGGGUGUGAGAUGGUCCUCAAAUCAAAAGACAGAAUCCAGGCCUGCCGAUUCCAUUUGGUUGACUUGAUGAAUUGAAUGUAAAUACUGGGUGACUCAAAAAAACGGGAAUUUUUGAAGUGCGUAUUGGCAGACAUGAGCAAGUGGCACCACUGCGAGACGGUGA
Molecule: messenger RNA, 1639 nt
Organism: Dunckerocampus dactyliophorus (ringed pipefish)
Lineage: Eukaryota; Metazoa; Chordata; Actinopteri; Syngnathiformes; Syngnathidae
Gene: drc4
Product: growth arrest-specific 8
Exons: 11
Coding region: 108-1466 (452 amino acids)
Biological process (GO): flagellated sperm motility
Cellular component (GO): microtubule; motile cilium; Golgi apparatus
Molecular function (GO): microtubule binding; small GTPase binding
Source: RefSeq, a predicted model, not a curated record